This is a messenger RNA of Kwoniella botswanensis, 2235 nucleotides long. RefSeq lists its product as uncharacterized. Gene Ontology annotation, cellular component: MCM complex; nucleus. The record is from RefSeq and is a predicted model, not a curated record. Gene Ontology annotation, biological process: DNA replication; double-strand break repair via break-induced replication; DNA replication initiation. The coding region runs from base 1 to 2235 and encodes 744 amino acids. NCBI's taxonomy places the organism in Eukaryota, Fungi, Basidiomycota, Tremellomycetes, Tremellales, Cryptococcaceae. The transcript is spliced from 11 exons. Gene Ontology annotation, molecular function: 3'-5' DNA helicase activity; single-stranded DNA helicase activity; DNA replication origin binding.
AUGGAACUGAUCUUCAUCUUGCAACAGGAACAAGGCAGAGUAUGGACCGUCGGUGUCCUCCAAGGAGAAGCCCAACAGAACAGUCAUUCAGAGAUCGAAAAGCUAUUCUUCGAUUUCCUCAGUGGGUUCAGGAUCAAUGGGCAAUUCACCUACAGAGAUGCCUUGCGUUCCGCUCUGCUAUUACACCAUCACACGCUCGAAGUGGAUUUGAACGAUAUGAUAGCGUGGAAUAAUGAACUGGCGCAGAAGAUCCAGCAGAAUCCAGGUGAAAUGAUUCCUCUUUUGGAAUCCGCUUUACUGAGAUUGGCAAGACAACUCUUACAUCCCACUCACGACCAAACUCAGACACAAGGUCAAGGUCAAUCCAGUACGCCUGCGGUCGAUUCCAUCCCUGAUAUGCAAGUGACGAUUAGAAGUGGGAUGAACUUGCUACAGUUCAGAGAGCUAAAUGCAAAUACACUGACAACCCUCGUUCGACUCCCUGGUAUCGUCAUCAAUGCCUCGCAACUCUCCUCGAGGGCUACCGAAUUGCACUUACAAUGUAAAGGGUGUCGGUCGGUGAAGACCGUGAAAGUACCAAGUACUUUGGGUGGUGAGAGAGCUGCAUUGCCAAGACGAUGUGAUGCUCCCGCUCCACAAGGUCAACCUAAAGAUUGUCCCCUCGACCCCUAUGUCAUUCUUCACGAUCGAUGUAGGUUCGUAGAUCAACAGUCCAUUAAACUCCAAGAAGCACCAGAUAUGGUUCCAGUCGGUGAAUUACCAAGACAUAUGAUGUUACAUGCGGAGAGGUAUUUGACAGGUAGAGUUGUACCCGGUUCAAGAAUUAUCGCGACCGGUAUAUACUCGACUUUCGCCCCUUCAUCAAAGAAUGCCAAGACCUCCGGUGCACCUGCACUUCGACAACCAUAUUUGAGAGUAUUGGGCAUAGAGCUCGAUACUUCCCUAGCUUCAUCACCUGGAUCAAGGGUGUUCUCCCCGGAGGAGGAAGAGGAGUUCCAGCAAUUAGCUAGAAGUGAAGGAUUGUAUGAGCGUUUCGCCAACAGUGUAGCACCAAGUAUUUAUGGUAAUCUAGAUAUCAAGAAAGCCGUUACUUGUUUAUUGAUGGGUGGAAGUAAGAAGAUUUUACCUGAUGGAAUGAGGUUGAGAGGAGAUAUCAACGUUCUGUUACUGGGUGAUCCUGGUACUGCCAAAUCUCAACUACUGAAGUUUGUGGAGAAGGUAUCUCCCGUAUCGGUAUACACCUCUGGUAAAGGUUCCUCUGCGGCUGGUCUGACAGCUUCGGUACAGCGUGAUCCCGUAUCUCGAGAAUUCUACCUUGAAGGAGGAGCUAUGGUCCUAGCCGACGGAGGGGUAGUCUGUAUCGACGAGUUCGACAAAAUGAGGGAUGAAGAUCGAGUGGCAAUUCACGAAGCGAUGGAACAACAAACCAUCUCAAUUGCCAAAGCAGGUAUAACGACCAUUCUCAAUUCUCGUACCUCCGUAUUGGCAGCUGCCAAUCCCGUUUUCGGUCGAUAUGACGAUAUGAAGUCACCUGGUGAAAAUAUCGACUUCCAAACUACCAUCUUAUCCAGAUUCGAUAUGAUUUUCAUUGUUAAAGAUGAACAUAAUGAAUUGAGGGACAGAACAAUAGCGAAACAUGUUAUGAAUAUUCAUAUGAAUAGACAGAAUGAGAAUGAAGCUGUUGGAGAGAUCGAUAUUGAGAAGAUGAAGAGAUAUGUGUCAUACUGUAAAUCACGAUGUGCUCCAAGGUUGAGCAAUGAAGCUGCCGAGAUGCUGUCGUCGCACUUUGUUGGAUUAAGAAAGGAAGUCGCUCAGGUAGAGAGGGAUAACGAUGAGAGAAGUUCUAUUCCUAUAACAGUUCGACAACUCGAAGCAAUCAUUCGAAUAUCCGAAUCCCUAGCCAAAAUAACCUUAUCACCCCGAGUAUUACCUCAUCACGUUGAAGAAUCCAUUCGACUAUUCAAAUUCUCCACUAUGAAUGCGGUAUCGAUCGGAUCGGGUAUAGAAGGAUUAUCGAGGACCGAAUUGAAUGAUGAGAUUGAUAAGAUUGAGAAAGAACUGAAAAGAAGAUUACCAAUAGGUUGGACGACGUCUUAUCAAUCGCUCGUUAGAGAGUUUGUAAGUGGUCAAGGAUAUUCUCAACAUGCCUUGGAAAGAUGUUUGUAUGUCAUGGAGAAGAGGGAAACUAUAAAGUUUACAGGUAUGAAGAAGGUCGUGCAGAGGAUUGGUGUAUAG